AUGUCUAGGGAAUGCCCUCAGAAUAAGAAUCAGAUGCAGGGGAGGAGUACCGGUCGAGUUUAUACCUUGGAUGGAAGGAAGGCUAAGAGCAACAAUGUCUUAAUUGAUGGCAUGUGUCUCGUCAAUAAUCAUCCUUGUUUUGUAUUGUUUGAUUGUGGGGCGACUCACUCUUUUAUAUCAAUUCGGUGCAUGAAGCGUCUUGGCUUGCAAGCAAUUCCCUUGUCUCCUCCUAUGGUGGUUACUACCGCCAUGGAUGAUGUGGUUGAGACACCGUUGAUUUAUGAAAAUUGUUCGCUCUCGGUUAAUGUGGUUUUGGGGAUGGAUUGGCUUUCCUCCAAUUCGGUGUUUAUUGGAUGUGAAGAGAAGUUGAUUAUCAUUCCAUCUAGUGAAGCUACUCCAAGGGAUAGGAUUAUAGAUAGGAUUGGAGAAGUAGCCUACCGAUUAGCUUUACCACCUUCUCUAUCAGAAAUGCAUGAUGUUUUUCACGUAUCUCAACUCCUGAAGUUCAUUCCAGAUUCUCAUCAGCCUAUUCCUCAUAUACUAUAA
Messenger RNA from Lathyrus oleraceus (garden pea), 546 nucleotides. RefSeq lists its product as uncharacterized. The record is from RefSeq and is a predicted model, not a curated record. The coding region runs from base 1 to 546 and encodes 181 amino acids. The transcript has 2 exons. Lineage: Eukaryota; Viridiplantae; Streptophyta; Magnoliopsida; Fabales; Fabaceae.